This is a messenger RNA of Insectozyma verbasci, 840 nucleotides long. NCBI's taxonomy places the organism in Eukaryota, Fungi, Ascomycota, Pichiomycetes, Serinales, Debaryomycetaceae. The record is from the annotation of a GenBank genome assembly.
AUGGUUUUAGGUUCAACUGAUAGUACUACUUCAUUUCCUAAACAACCAGCUUUAACUACUGGCUUUAUAAUAUUUACAUUAAUACUAUUGUUAAUUAAAUCUUUUACUUCAAUUGAAUUUUCUUCAUUAGUUUUAUAUCCAAAGGCUCCAUUAGAAUUUAAUUUAAAUUCUAUUUCUUUAUACUGCUUAAUUCAUCAGAAUUAUACACAUUGGUUAUUAAACAGUUUGGCUAUAUCUUCACCAUUGGCAUUAUUUGAGAAAAAAUUUGGUACUGUUCAUACGGGAAUUACAUUAAAUUUAUUAGCUGUUAUAACUGCUUUACAGUAUUGCAUGGUAGGUUUGGUUUUGUAUCCAAAUACUGCAGCCAUUGGUAGUAGUAGUUUGGUAUUUUCAUUUAUGACUUAUUUUGCAUAUCAAGAACAAAGAUAUAAACCAAUAAUUUAUACUUUUCAUUUAAGUCCAACUUCAAAAAUUGAUAUCAAACCUAUUCAUACACCAUUUAUUUUUCUAUUUGUUUGUUUUAUUAUAUUUCCACAAAGUUCGUUUUUUGGUCACUUUUUUGGAAUUACAUCUGGUUAUUUAUUAAGUAAAGGUUAUAUAAAUAAAUUAUAUCCACCAUCAAAUAUUUUAAUUAAAAUUGAAGAGAAAAUUAAUCCAAUCAUUGUAAUGUUGAAUCCUUUAGUUAAUUGGUAUAAAGAAGAAGAUGCUCAACAUAUUAGAAAUGUUGAUUAUAUACCUUUAUUUGGUACUGAUAUUGAAGCAGCUAAUAAUGCUGUGGGAUCAACAACAAGUAAUCAACCACCUUCAUUUAAUGAAGUUAGGGUAUUAGGUGAAGCAUGA